This is a messenger RNA of Dromaius novaehollandiae (emu), 3536 nucleotides long. It is a transcript of the gene TMEM163, whose product is annotated as transmembrane protein 163. Gene Ontology annotation, cellular component: synaptic vesicle membrane. Gene Ontology annotation, molecular function: zinc ion binding. Bases 222 to 1043 code for a protein of 273 amino acids. Lineage: Eukaryota; Metazoa; Chordata; Aves; Casuariiformes; Dromaiidae. The transcript has 8 exons. The record is from RefSeq and is a predicted model, not a curated record.
CCCACCUGCCCCCCGGCGGCGGCGAGGUUAGUGAUGAGGCGGCGGCGGGGAGCGGCUGGUGGGGAGCAGCCGGAGGAGUUUGUUUGCUGCCUGUGCCCGUCUCCCUGAUGCUCUGAGCCGAGUCUCCUCCUCUCCCCGGGCUCGCACCCGGGCUGGAUGCUCCGCUCGCUCCUCGCUUCGCUUGCCACCGCCGCCAGCCGCUUCCUGCCGCUCAGCGAGACAUGGAGCCGCCCGCAGCCGCCCUGGACAGCACUCCGGACCCCGCUAUCGUGCAGCCCCCCGGGAGCAGCCCGCCGCUGCCCACCCGGGAGCAGCACCAGGAGCAGCUGCGCAUCGGCGAGAGCGGGCAGUUCAGCGAAGGGCUGGAGGACAGAGGUUUACUAGAAAGCAGUACAAGACUAAAACCUCAUGAAGCUCAAAGCUACAGAAAGAAGGCGUUGUGGGUUUCCUGGGUCUCCAUUAUUGUCACACUGGCUCUUGCAGUGGCUGCUUUCACUGUCUCCGUAAUGAGAUACAGUGCAUCAUCGUUUGGAUUCGCUUUUGAUGCUACCUUGGAUGUUUUGUCAUCAGUGAUAGUUCUGUGGCGUUACAGCAACGCAGCUGCUGUACAUUCUGCACACAGGGAGUACAUAGCUUGUGUGAUCUUGGGUGUCAUAUUCCUGCUGUCAUCUAUAUGUAUUGUGAUCAAAGCCAUCCAUGACCUUGCAAAGAAGGUGCUUCCAGAAGUGGAUGAUUUUCUGUAUAGUGUCUCCGUUUUAAGUGGAAUCCUUUGCACUAUCUUGGCAGUGAUCAAAUUUAUGCUGGGAAAGGUCCUUACAAGCAGAGCACUGAUAACUGAUGGUUUCAACUCUCUUGUAGGUGGAAUAAUGGGCUUUUCCAUCCUUCUUAGUGCAGAAGUUUUUAAACACAAGUCUUCUGUCUGGUAUCUGGAUGGCAGUAUAGGAGUAUUAAUUGGACUUACAAUAUUUGCCUAUGGAAUUAAGUUGCUUAUUGAUAUGAUACCCCGUGUAAGGCAAACACGCCAUUAUGAAAUGUUUGAGUGAAGAUCACAGCCUCGUCUCUGUAAGGACUGUAAAACUACAGCAUCGUACAUUUUGGCAAGUGGUGCCAAUGGUAUUUUAUUAAUAUGCAGUUUGUUUCCCGUGGUCUGUUUUUGUUAAAGUUUGUUUUAAUGGGAGAUCUCUCUGUAAAACUGGCAUAUGUGCACACUGCUUGCAAUUCAGCAAAACAGCAGCAUUUUUUUUCCAAGUAUGCUAUUGAUUCCUGUGACAAUAGAAAACAUGCAGUUUGCAGUCUUAAGCCAGCAGCCAUGUUGUGUGCUCCAGAGUGAAAGUGUUCUUAAUGAUGUGAUAAGCGUGUGGGUAAAGAAGUGCAAGUUCCAGAUCUUUUUUUUUCCCCAGCCUAUAUUUUUUUAAAUACAUGCUGUAACAGAAGUACAGUCCUUGCUAAUCUCUUUGGCUAACACAAUAUCCUAUAUAGAGUAUGGACACCAAGAGCGUUGUUACUUAAAGCACUGAAGUAGCUACUUCUCUCCCCCAUUUGAACAGACCUACAGAAAGAGCAGUUGCAGACCUUUCUGUGAUCAAAGAGAUAGUUCAUUUAAAUCCUAAAUUAACUGAAACUAUACCUCUUUAAUUUAAAUCCUGUUUUUUUCCUUACAAGACACUGUUCAUUGCUUUGCAUGGACCAAACAAGCACACACGGUACUACUGUACAGACCAAAGCCAAAAAGACAUGCAAGGAAGAGGAGCUGCUUGAGAAAUGAGAUUCUCAUCUUCUGUUAUACUGUGCACAGAUGUAUCAGCGUGUGUGACUUUGUGGUUGCUCUGUAGUCUGAUGAUGGCACAGCAGUGGCUCAACCUGGUGGUGAGAUAUAGAUCUAUUUAUAAGAUUUAGAUUGUUCUGUAAAAUGUUGAUCACCUUCCAUCACACAUCUUAUGUAUUACUUAGUAGCAGGUUCAAUUAUCAAAGAAUCAUGAUAUAUAAUCAAUAAAACUGGUAUCUAUUUUAUACAGUACCUAUAAGUAACGUUUGAAAACUAUUUCCAGAAUGUAUCAUAGAACAAAGUCUUCCUGUAUAGCAGCCUAUUAAACUAGAUUCUCUGGCCAUUGCCAUUCCCUCUGUAUUUUAUAUAUUCCAGGUUGGCUUUCACAGCAUAGAUCCAGUAUUGUUGCUUCUGUUUAUCACAAGUGGAUGAAAAAUAGCAGACAGUUGCUUGUAGAAUUUGAAAUAUGACCAUGGUAAGUAGCCUAGUAGCUAGAAAUCCCCAUUUCUAGCUAUACUACAAUAGCUGACAAACUACAGUAGAUGUACAAUCAGACUGUUCAGAGACUGACGUAAAGCGGGGGCACUAAUUCUUUACUGAUGCCUUGUGUUACCUAAAAUGGUAUUUCCCUUCACAUGUCACUUAAUUUCUCAGUCAGAUCCUCAAGGUCAUUAUUAAAAGCAAGCUCCAAAUGAAACAUGUAGGAAGAGGCUACCCUGAGGUUUCACCGACAGUGCCUGUGAGGUACACAGUGUUUGGCAAGGUUUUACUCACUUCCUCUUGAAACAGAAGUUUCUUCACUGAAAAAUGAAUUUUAUUCUGCUGCUAGUUUACAUGUUUGAACUCAAUUAACUUUGCACAAACUUGUAAUAACUUUUUAACAUACUGUAACUUUAUAAUAUGAUUCCUGUCAGUACUCUGAUGCUUGCUGUCACUAAAUAGUGUUAGAGAUCAUCAUGUCACUCAGGGAUAAGAUGAAAAGAAGCACACCACUUGACAAGACGAAGGAGGUACCUUAUAACACAACGAAUUCAGCAAAGACUCCAGAAAGGCUAUAGAGUGGUCACUGUACUCAUCACAGGCAGACUUCUAACUAAAAUCUAAAACAUCACCCCAAAAACCUUUCUUCAGUGCACAAGUUCCUAAUUUGUUACACUUUCGGGUAGUCCUGGUAUUUUCCCAUUAUGCUGCUGCUUUAACUUAUAGUUCCAUAAAGAGGUGUGUGGAAUAGAUAUUUCCCUGCCAAUUAACUAGCUCUUGUCAAGCAUCUUAAGCAUCAGUAUUUUGUAGUGAAUAGAACCAGAGACUGAAAAUAGCUAUAUUCUGCAUUUCCUUUUGUUAUUUUUAUUAGUACUGUUUACCCUUUACUGCCUCUCCAGGGGCUUUAUUAUUUCUCCAGUCCCAUUGCUAAUCCUAAGAACACCACUUGGGAACUACCGAAAGUGCUGCUUCUCUUGGCCAUGACUCCAGCAGCCUGUUUCUAGCAGUGGCCAGUGCCAGCUGCUUCAGAAGUGAAUUGAGAAGGUAAAAUUGAUUGUGGCAAGAUAUUUAACUCCUGAUGUAACCUUCACAAUACAGAAGUCAUACACCGUUGGAAGUACGUAGGACAUCCAAAAUAAUGCCCAGCUCAAAUGGCAAAUAAUUCUGUUAAUUAGACUUUGUUACUGCUUGGUGUAAAUAGGAGCACAGAGCUACACAGGCAUUCUUGUGCAUAAAGCAAAGUUAAAAAUUGAUUGAAUAAAGUUUCACACUUCGUUCUGGAACUCUAGAA